Molecule: messenger RNA, 750 nt
Organism: Nicrophorus vespilloides
Lineage: Eukaryota; Metazoa; Arthropoda; Insecta; Coleoptera; Silphidae
Exons: 6
Coding region: 188-730 (180 amino acids)
Source: RefSeq, a predicted model, not a curated record
AGCUAAUUACGUAGUCUCUGACCAAACUUCCUCCUUCAUACGGCGCAGUUUAUUUCCAACUAUCAUCUCGAUUUCCUUGGAAUUCCGUGUCAUAUUCGUUUUGUUUUUUUGACGUUAACGUUAUUUUGUAAUGAGUUUUUGUACCAAACGGUUUUCAUUUUAAAGUUAUCGAUAAAUUACUAAAAAAAUGGGCGACGGCCCCAGUAGAAGAAACACUCCGCGCAAAAGUACGUUAAGGACGAGAUCACGAAGCAUAAAAUACACCCACAAGAAUCCAUACAUCAAUUUUCUAAUCGAAUACAAAUCUCUACCAGAAAAUAAAUCGAAAAACGUAAGGGAAGUAUUCAAAUGUGCUGGAAGUAAAUGGAAGUUGUUAAGUGAUCGCGAAAAGUCCCCUUAUGUGAAGGCAGCUUUGGCGAUCCGCAAUAAAUUGAAUAGGGAUAAGAAACAUAGUGAACCAAAUAAAAGAGAACCACACGGAAAACAACCUAUGAAUGAACCUUUGAUGCCACCGAGAACCAAAGAACAAGCUUGUCCAAAAUGCGGAGAGAGACAUAGCGGAAAAUGCUACAGACGCCGGGAUGUGUGGAAAUUGAAAAAGACUGAAAGUUCAAAUUCGAGUAAAACUAGUGCUGUCUCAGAGGAAACAGAUAGUGUAACAACACCAUCAGGAGUUACAAAGACCAGAACUACAUUAUUCGAUUCCGUUUCGUCAGUAACUACAUUUUAAUAUUUAUUUUUGAAACAACA